This is a messenger RNA of Nicotiana tabacum (common tobacco), 723 nucleotides long. NCBI's taxonomy places the organism in Eukaryota, Viridiplantae, Streptophyta, Magnoliopsida, Solanales, Solanaceae. The record is from RefSeq and is a predicted model, not a curated record.
AUGGUUCUCCAAACUGAAAGCUAUCCUGCUCCUGGCUUCAAGCAGCAACAAAGCUACUAUAACGGGAACGACUUCUACUCCUCUGAGGACAAAUAUAACAGCAACUACGGCUCAAGCAUGCAAAUGACAAAGCCUUAUGGUUAUCCCAGCGUAACCACUCCUCAGCGCACCCAACAUCACAUGAUGAUGAGCCAAGGCGGCUAUAGCCAUGACGAUGAUAGCUGGUACAACAAGGACAAGUACCAAACGGGCUAUGGUCACCACAAUAGCCAUGGCCAAUAUGGGCACAUGUCCCAUGAUUCCUCAAACUUUUCCAGCGAUAAUAGUGACUAUGGGAGUGGAAUGCAGCACUCUAGUUCCCACAUCGAUGGUGGCUAUGGGAGCGGAAUGCAGCACUCUAGCUCCCGCAUGAAUGGUGGCUAUGCGAGUGGAAUGCAUCAUUCUAGUUCCCACAUGAAUGGUGCCUAUGGGACUGGAAUGCAGCAUUCUAGCUCCCACAUGAAUGGUGGCUAUGCGAGUGGAAUGCAACAUUCUUCCCACAUGAACAGUGACUUUGGGAGUGGAAUGCAACAAUCCUCUUACUCUCAUAUUCCUAGGGGAUUGGGACCAACAGAACACGCUUCUCCAAAAUACUAUGGACAGGAUUCCGAUAGGGCCCCUGGUUACUAUGAGCAGCACAACAAGAAUACUGAUAUGUGGAAUUUGAAGAGUUUGGAUGAUUAA